GAAAAACCGAAGUCAUAAUUAUGUAAGGAAUAAUCAUGCAAUGGAGAAUGAUCAAAUCGAUGUAAUUGAAAAUCCAACAGAUGCUGAAGUGAUUUUAUCUUCUCGUGAAGAUUGUAAAGAACCAGUGCGUAGAGUACGUCCCGAUGCAUGUAGAAGAUCUAUGCAAGCAAGAAGAUGUGUACAACAUUUGAGAAAAUUAACUACUUGUUCAUCAAAUAAACAACAAUUCCAUUCAACUAUUGACGAUAAUCAAUAUCAUUUAUCAUAUGAACUGUUUAAUUCAAUAGAAGAUCCUGGUGCAUGCUCUUUAAAUUUAAGUGAUAAUAAUCAUAAUAAUAAUAAUAUUAAUAAUAAUUGUUCACAAUCUUCACAAUAUAAAAAUAUUCUUUCAUAUAAAGAUUAUUUAGCUUUACCAAUUGAAAUACGUUAUCCAUACAAUUAUGUCAGUGAUUUAUUUGAAGAUGCUCAUCCUGAACAUGUUGACCUCAGUCGAAGUAAAAAUAAUAAUUAUAAUUUUGAAGAAUAAACAAUACAACUGUAUGCGAAUAUCUGAUCAAAAAUAAAGAAGAAAACUCAUUCCACUACGUAUAGAC
Messenger RNA from Schistosoma turkestanicum, 593 nucleotides. The record is from the annotation of a GenBank genome assembly. Lineage: Eukaryota; Metazoa; Platyhelminthes; Trematoda; Strigeidida; Schistosomatidae.